Molecule: messenger RNA, 1023 nt
Organism: Patiria miniata (bat star)
Lineage: Eukaryota; Metazoa; Echinodermata; Asteroidea; Valvatida; Asterinidae
Product: beta-4C adrenergic receptor-like
Exons: 1
Coding region: 1-1023 (340 amino acids)
Biological process (GO): G protein-coupled receptor signaling pathway
Cellular component (GO): membrane
Molecular function (GO): G protein-coupled receptor activity
Source: RefSeq, a predicted model, not a curated record
AUGACUGCAGUAACUUUACCGCAAACGACUAUGGACUUGGGUUUCUACAAUGCCUCUCCAUUCAAUGUAUCCACAACGCCAGAAUCAGGGACCAACGAUUACGUAACUAAUGUUAUGAGACUCAUCUUUGUCAUCACAGAAACCGCUCUACUCCUAACACUGAACCCACUUUGUCUCCUGGCUCUGAGUCAUGUCCAUGACACGGUCCAAGACACCACUAAAGUGUUUCUUCGCUCCAUGACGGCUGCUGAUUUGGGGGUGGGGAUUUUCGUGGCCUUCCCAAUGAUACCUUCGGUAAUUUAUGGAGGCUGGCCGUUUGGGGAUGCAUUGUGCGGGAUGCAGUCCUUUCUGCUCCCCUUCUGUGUCACAGGAUCCCUUCUUUCGCUGCUCUUGCUAUCUGUAGACAGGUACAUUUCCGUGGUGUACGCGCUCCGUUAUCAUUCCUUAUUGACAUUGAAACGAGCCCGAAUCAUGGCCUGUGCUGCAUGGGCAGUUGUCUUGUGCACAGUGACAGGGUAUGGUCAUCUCAGUGGUUGGCGAGCCAAGUACUUUGACUACUCACUGUGCUGCAUUUUUUACAUCGAUGGUGGGGGUUCCUACACCUACAUGCAAGUUACCUACACGAUUAUUUUGCUUAGUUGUCUGCUGACAUUAGCGGUCGUGUACACCAGACUUUACCUGAUUUCACGCCAGCAUGCAUGCCGCAUUCAUGUCGACAACCAGCCUGCAGGACAAGGAAACCGACUCGCUAGGCCUGCUACCAAGACUCUACACACCAUGCUGCUCAUUGCAUUGAGUGCACUGUUUUUCAAUCUUCUGCCCAUCAUAUUCUUCACCAUGAUUAUAUAUAAUAACAGUGCAAUGCUGACCCUCUUUCUGUUUGUGCUGCCCGUACUGACAAACAGUUGGGUUAACGUCGUCAUCUAUUACCUCAGGAAUGGGGAAAUUCGUCGAGCGACAUUCAAUCUUCUGGUAUCAUGCUACAAAUGUUGCAAGCGGUGCACACAUUUCAAUCCAAAUUAA